Molecule: messenger RNA, 6130 nt
Organism: Nomia melanderi (Alkali bee)
Lineage: Eukaryota; Metazoa; Arthropoda; Insecta; Hymenoptera; Halictidae
Source: RefSeq, a predicted model, not a curated record
CUCGUUCCGGUCACUUCGAUAUCUUAUGUACGGUCUGUCAUUGGAAGUCUGAAUUCACUCGUAUAAAUACCUUAAACUCGCGUUCUUUCAAAAAGAACUUGACGUACGUGAAUGUCCUAAAUAAUUCAACUGAUAAACCAUUUUAAAUUUAUGCUUUAACCGAUCGAUGCUCAAGGAUUACGCUCCAGAAAGAUUGGUGACAGUAGCAGUCAGUGAAAGUAACCGGAUUGGAUUAAUUUAAGACAGAUGAAGUUCAUUGAUGAAAAGUUAACGCGGCCCAUUUGGAUUGGAAAGUCCAAAGGACAAGAUCUUGAAAGAAAGUGACAAUGAUCAGAACGAGAUCAUUAAAUACCUUGAUAUCCCAGGAAGAAAGAGAUUGUUGACUCGAGGUUUAUUACUGUUAAUUGUAGUUGAUGUUUAAACGGUUUUGGAUCCGUGAAGGAUACAUGAACAGUGGAACCUGCAGUGCAAAUGUGAAGAAAAGUGAAAGGGAUAGUGGAAUAAAUAAGUAGAGAAUGUUAGCAUUCCGAGGUAGAAUGCAGGAAGGAGUACUGUUACGGUAACAGUUGUGAUUAUAAUUUAUAAGCAAGGACUCAACAGUAUAUUAGAAAGGAAGAGUUUCAAUGAGAAUUUUACGUGAAGAACAAAUAGUCCAUAAAAGUAUUGUAUUUGAACAACAACAAAUAGAAAUCGCCUGAAAUUAUAGGGUUGUCAGCUGUCAAAUGUGGUGUGCUGCUAUGGUUUGUAACAGCUGAGCUAACAUAUACAUGGACACUAUAAUUAUAUAACUAACGCUGAUUUCUUCGAAAUGACAAGACAGUGAUACAUUGAAGUUUCAUAGAAAAAACGCAAUCAUGACUAUGAUAAGCCUGGAAAUGCUGGGCCGCGAGGCUAUACCCCUGGAAGGAAUGUAUCGGCGCGCCCGUCAAGAUGUCUUGACACCGCCGCACGACAGUUUGGAGUCACAAAACGUCCGAAGGAAUAGCAGUAACCCCGGAAAUCCAGCCAACAUUUCCAGUUUCGACGACGCUGCGCACAACGAAAUGCAUCCUCUCGAUCAAAGGGCCGUCGAUCUCGGUUUACCGGCUCAUAUACCUGAGAUCCUCUAUUCUUCAAUACCGAAGUGCGGUGGUUGUCAAGAAGCAAUCUUGGACAAAUACGUUCUAAGGGUUCUCGAGAGGUGUUGGCAUGCGAGGUGCCUCACGUGUCGAGAUUGCGGCGCCAGGUUGACCGACAAGUGUUUCGCGAGGAACGGCCAUGUCUUCUGUAAAGAUGAUUUCUUCAAGUGUGGCAGGCGUUUCGGGACGAAAUGCGCGGGCUGCGGCCAAGGAUUGGCACCGUCGCAAGUUGUACGAAGGGCACAAGAGUCGGUCUACCACCUGACAUGCUUCUCGUGCGCCCUUUGUUCCCGGCAACUGGACACAGGCGACGAAUAUUACCUUAUGGAGGACAGGAAGCUCGUUUGCAAGCCUGAUUACGAACAAGCGAAGGCGAAAGAACUGGCCGAUGGUGGCAGUAUAGACGGCGACCAACCGAACAAGAGGCCGAGAACAACGAUCACCGCGAAACAACUGGAGACCCUCAAAUUAGCGUACAAUACCAGUCCGAAACCAGCGAGACAUGUUCGAGAACAACUCUCUCAGGAUACUGGGCUCGACAUGCGUGUGGUUCAAGUCUGGUUCCAAAACAGGAGAGCAAAGGAGAAGAGACUGAAGAAGGAUGCGGGCAGAACGAGAUGGUCCCAAUACUUCCGGAAUAUGAAGGGAACGGGAGCUGGUGGACACUCACCGAGGCACGAUAAGCUCCUUGAUAAAGACGAACUAAAAGUCGAUCUUGAUUCCACGUUUGGACAUCACGAUUUGAGUAACGAUAGUUACGGUACGGUGGUGAACAUGGGAUUAGAUGGUGAAGGCGCAAGUCCAGGUGGGGGUGGAAAUGGAGCAGGCGGAGGUCCUCCGCGCGGAUAUUUAGGUGCAACGACUCCUCCUUAUCUCUCAUCGUCCAGAUCACCGUCCUUACCACCUCAGUUUCCAUAUCCACCGGACGCUGGUCUCUCUGUCUACACUACACUUGGUGGCGCGGGCAGCAUGGUACCGGGACCGGCGUCCGAUUUGAGCAACGAAUCAAGCGGAGGCGGCGGAGGCGGCGGCGGAGGUGGCGGAGGUGGUUACCCAGACUUUCCGCCUUCGCCCGAUUCAUGGCUCGGUGAACCACCACCCCCGCACGCUCACCACCAUUCCCACUACGGCACAUAACCCGGCAGACGUACGCGUCGCCAAAUACCGUUCGGAAGAACGGAUCGGCACAAAGCGUUCACCUGACAUCCCCUUCGACGAGGCAGGACUCAGUUGAGAGAUUACCGAGAGCCCUCCAUCACACAAGCUACGUCCUCCUUCGUCGAAUCUACGACGUUAAAUCCUCGGGCCCCGAGAGGAUCUCGGUUGUUCUCGUUGAACUACCAGCAGAUCUUCGGGCGGAAGUCAAUCGAGGACGUCGAUCGAAGACCGGCUCGAGCCAGGGAGUGAUUUUACACCGUACUCUGCACCGUCCCGGCCGGUUUCCCGUCAUCGGAACGAUGCCAUACGUCGAUGUCACGCGACGUUGAACUACUCGUCCACCAGAGGGACAACACGAUUUUUUAACCGAUACAGACAGUUUGUUUUUUGAAAAGUUGCCAUACGUUCGUCGAUAUUCUUUUUUAUCGCUGGCAAGAACGGAAGCAAAGUAUUAGGAAUCACGAUUUCUAUGGAAGGAAACGGAUCAGUGACCAAUGAAAGUUAUUCGAGUGAUAACUUUAAAGGAGUUUAUUUCAUGUAGAUCAAUUAUUUGCGAAUGCAAUAAGUAACGAUUGACAAGUUAAAUGCUCGUCGCUGUUCUUUUGGUGGGCUCGUAGAUUCGCGUUUCUGCCGCGCGCACGACACGCAUUCGAUAGUACGAUUAAUCUAAAUAUAUUUAUGUACAAGUUCCUCGUUUCCCGGUACUAUGGAGUUUAAUCGUCGAUUAAAGAAACCUAGAGGGUAGUUUAGGCGUGCCGCCAGCCGGAUGUUCGUCGCAACCGACGCGUCCGAACGAAUUGGAAGAACAGUCAACGAUCAUCAGCUUUUCGUACGGAUACCGUUGAUCCCGGUCGCUCCCAUCGAAAUGUUUCGAUGAAACAGUGUGGAAUCGAGGGCCAACUUUUAAGUUUCUCAAAUGAAUUCCGCCGAUCGGAUGUGAGAAUUGCGGCCGUGCUUCAGACGAGAUCGUUGCCACCGUAAACGUCAACAGGACACGUGUUUGUGGUUUACUGCGCUUAUGUGACUCUACAAGUUUCAGGUGUCAUUUAUUGUAAAUAGUUCAGAUUAGAUUCUAUUGUACCCUAAAUAAGAGAAGACAUGGAUGUGGAUCAAGACAGAUGGAGGAUCGGCGUACAGUGAUCUUCGCACAAGCGACGCCGUCCGCAAACGAAACUCAGCGUAGAAAUGCGAGAACCCUGAAGCACUAAUCGUUUUUUCUAUCUAACCUUCGGAAUAUUCAGUGAACGAAAUUUUUGGUAAUUAUACGAAUAAGCGCAUAGCUAGAUUUCGAUGAUUUCUAGAUAUGUUGGGAACGUCAUUUGAAGUAACUUUUUCCUAUAUAUAUAACACCUGCUCGGCCUUAAUUCAUCGAACAUUCGAAUUUCGCUUAUAUGUACAGUGAAGUUUGAAUAACUGCAACAUCAUAAACCUCUUUAUAAUUUCAGUGUCAUCAUCCCUCCAUGGUUUCAUUUUAAUUAAAAAAACAUAACAAACACGAUGGGUAAUUUUAUUCACCAGAAAUAAAAAAUAAGAAAGUUUAAUUUUUGAGUGAAAAAUGUCAAGUCCAUCGCGAACCUUUAAUGUUGCGGAACGCUUCGAUUCCUAGUUUUUCUUUUCCCUUCAAAAGCGUUGUCCACCAUGCUAAACCUUUUCAAUUCUUGGAAUCUUGGAAUCAAUUAUCCAAUGUUCACUGUACACGUCUUUGAGAGGGUAUGGCAUCACCAUGUAGUGACUAGUCACCUGCUCUUUCCAUAAACACAUCGCGACGACCCAUAAGUAUAACGACUAAACUGAUAAAUAAAAGCUACGACGGUAACACCAAUUUUUAUCAAACUGAUUUAUCGUAUAAAACUUAUAAAACUUCCACGCUUAUAUUUUAUAAUGGUUAAAAACAGCCAAAUUCAGAAUGAAAGGAUUUUUGGCAAUUAUCAAGUAAAAGCGUAGACCCCCCGUCCUCAUAUUAAUCGCCAUUAUUUUUGUCAGAGUAGAAAGUUAUACAAAACAUAAAUUUUUAAAAAACACCUGAAUUUCAUGAAAAUUGGAGUUAUCACCUUAUAGUUCUUUGCGAAUAUCUCCAAAAUAAGACCAAGCAAGAGUUACAUGUGUAGGAAAAGGUUAUUCACAAUAUAUAUGAAAAUCAUGAAAAUCGGUGAGGUGCACGCGCAUCCAGGUAAUUACCAUUUUUUGUUAUAUCCUUUGUUAAUAAAUUUCUUCAAUAGUGUACAGAAGAACGAUAUUGGAUUGGAUUAUAAUAUAAAUUACCUUUUACGAUAGUGAAUAUUCGAUGUUAUACUAUGUUGAAAUUUAGUGCUACAGAGUUGGCCAGCUUCGUGAAUCGAUUCCGGAAUUCCCCUAUUUUCACCAUGAAUCGCUGAUUCAACUUUGGGAUACGGAGGAAUGAAGAAAAAAUUCUUUCGCGUCGAUCGGAUGCCGAUGCAUUAUACGGUGCUUUCAUCUUAAAUGGAUUAGAGGAUCGAAAGUCGAGAUGCGAUCUGCAAUUGUAAUCGAAUGACAGUCGGGCGCGUAACUCGUUGGAACGGUGUCGUGUUUCAUUACGGAAUAAUUGUUUCCGAUCGAUAGGCUGCUUCGAACGCUCGGUAAAUGCAACGGCGCAUGUGCGUGACAGUUAGAAUUCGAACGUACAAUCAAUGACAAAUGAUUAUUUGAAAUUGUGCACAACUACAUUUUAGCAACCCACCACUGCUCAUCCAAAGAUAAAUUCCCCUCUCGAGAUUUAUUAGGCCGUUGCUCGGUUUUGCUAACACAAUCGGAUACGUUGAAUAAACGAAUAAAAUGAAAGCUGUUGAUUGAUGUAAAUUCUAAUUUCUAUUAGUCAGUGAUUAACGUUGGUGAAGCUGAGCAUCGGGUAAUAUCAUGUUAGAUGCGGUUUGCAUCGUUUUUUUAUCAAUUCGUAACACUGAAAAGCAUUUGUUGAUUGGAACAGAUCGGUCGAUCGAUCUGACCUGAGCGAGUGUUCGAUUGCACAGUUAAAACUUUACGGAAAGUGGCAUGAAUUCCGUAGACAUCUAUGAAGCUAUGUACAAAAUGUAACAUUUAUAUUCAUUUAUAUUUCCCUCGAUUAUUAUUCUGAACAAUUCAGUUCUGUUUGAUUGAACAAAGGUUCAACAAAGAAAGAUUACAUUUCUGUCCGUAAAGUAUUAACAAAUUUGUGUGAUUAAUGUCAUAACGAUGUCAAUUGUACCCUCGUCUCGACGAAUAUAUGCGCGUCCUGUAUAAUUUAUGUAUGUAUAUAAGCGCGAAACACACAGUACUCAUAAAAACACGGUUAGAUUUACAUUGAAUCGAUAAUCAAAAGCGGCGGUAUCGAUCGAUCGAUCGAUUGCGAUCUCCGACCGACGGCUAACUUCAUGUAUUUACCUGUAAUAAUAUGAGGCUCGCUUCGAACGGUUGUAAAAAAAAGUGCCCAAUUAAUUCUUGCCGCUUUAUGGUGUGAACGGUGUAUAGCUUAAUGACAGGAAUCAUUUGAACACUAUACACGUCACAGAGUUAUUAAACAUUACCGAACUAUUUUUAAAGACAAAAAAAUUGUAUUGCCUCGUAUUAUUCGAAAGAUUAUCCCAAAUAUAUUACGCGACAGAAACAAGGAUCGAGGUUAAUGAAAGAAUAUCACUGUAGAAUUGUAUAUACGUCGUCCCCAAUUCGUUUUACCCGCGAGAAUUUGAUUACUUGAAAAAGACAAACGAUGAGAAUAGGUAUUAUUUCGUCGGGUAGGAGAAUUGUAUGUUGUACAGUUACAUGCUCCUCGCAUCAGGUUUCACAAACAGGAAAAACGUAAGAAAGGAAAAAGAUUCGCGUGACUGGCGCAGUUCAUAACUUCAUCGACAUGAGUUACU